GAAGAACCUACAGGGACCCAUCAAUCUCCUGCCAGCAGCAAGGACAGUCAGCAUGAGCACAGCUGGAAAAGUCAUCAAGUGCAAAGCAGCUGUGCUGUGGGAGACCAAGAAGCCCUUCUCCAUCGAGGACAUAGAAGUCGCACCCCCCAAGGCCCAUGAAGUCCGCAUUAAGAUGGUGGCCACGGGGGUCUGCCGCUCUGAUGAUCACGUGAUUAACGGAAGCCUGAGUACACCACUUCCUGCAGUUCUAGGCCACGAGGGAGCUGGUAUUGUGGAGAGCGUUGGAGAAGGGGUGACUUCUGUCAAACCAGGUGAUAAAGUCAUCCCGCUCUUUUCUCCCCAGUGUGGAAAAUGCAGGAUCUGCAAGCACCCGGAGAGUAACUUCUGUAUGAAGAAUGAUUUGUCACAGCCUCGGGGGACUUUGCUUGAUGGCACCAGUAGGUUCACCUGCAAGGGGAAACCAAUCCACAACUUCAUCAGCACCAGCACCUUCUCCCAGUACACCGUGGUAGAUGAGAUGGCAGUGGCUAAAAUCGAUGCGGCUUCACCCCUGGACAAAGUCUGCCUCAUCGGCUGCGGGUUCUCAACUGGCUAUGGCUCUGCUGUCAAAGUUGCCAAGGUGACCCCAGGCUCCACCUGUGCUGUGUUUGGCCUUGGAGGUGUUGGUCUGUCUGUCAUCAUUGGCUGUAAAACAGCUGGAGCAGCCAGGAUCAUCGCUGUGGACAUCAACAAAGACAAGUUUAAGAAGGCCAAAGAAUUGGGUGCAACUGAGUGCAUCAACCCUCUAGACUACAGCAAACCCAUCCACGAAGUACUCCAGGAGAUGACCGAUGGAGGGGUGGACUUCUCCUUUGAAGUAAUCGGUCGCCUUGACACCAUGAUGUCUUCCCUGUUAAGCAGCCACGCAUCAUGUGGUGUAAGUGUCAUUGUUGGGGUCCCUCCUCAUGCCCAAAGCCUCUCUGUGAACCCCAUGUUGCUGCUCUUGGGUCGUGCCUGGAAAGGAGCAAUAUUUGGUGGCUUUAAGAGUAAAGAUUCUGUCCCCAAGCUUGUGGCUGAUUUUAUGGCUAACAAGUUUCCACUAGAGCCGUUAAUUACCCAUGUUUUACCUUUUGAGAAAAUCAAUGAGGCGUUUGAGCUGCUUCGCUCUGGAAAGAGUAUCCGGACUGUCCUGACGUUCUGAGACCACACUGAUGCCUUCCUACUCCUGACCCCUGCACCCCAGUGAAUCACGAGACCAGCCACAUACAGCGCUAAUGUUGUUCCUUAGAGACACUGCCAAUAAAGUACUCAUGUAAGCUUUCCGCGAGAAACUGAAUUUUCUGUGAUUCUGUUUUCAACACCAAGUGAGAGCUACCACACCUCAGAUGAGGAGCUGCAGGGUGCCCAGCCUUCCUUCUGAUUUGAUUGACCUCUGUCAUCUUUCCAACUGGGGACAAUGUCUCUUGUGAUAUCUGGUAUUCUUUUCUCUCUGGAAUCCACAGUCACUGAAACUCAGUGGAGCAGAGAGUUCUUUCUAUCCCAUUACACACAGGAUGGCCUGCGUGCUCAGCCUUCCUGCCAUACUUCCCCUUGUCUGUAUUUCUUCUUUAUGAGCUGUCUGCACAUGGAGCAAACACCACAGCACGCUAGUGAACAUGUAACUGUUAUCUCAAAUAAAAGCAAGUCUGAAAUCACGACUCAGAACAUCUUAUUGG
Molecule: messenger RNA, 1694 nt
Organism: Chionomys nivalis (European snow vole)
Lineage: Eukaryota; Metazoa; Chordata; Mammalia; Rodentia; Cricetidae
Product: alcohol dehydrogenase 1
Exons: 9
Coding region: 53-1180 (375 amino acids)
Biological process (GO): retinoic acid metabolic process; retinol metabolic process
Cellular component (GO): cytosol
Molecular function (GO): all-trans-retinol dehydrogenase (NAD+) activity; zinc ion binding
Source: RefSeq, a predicted model, not a curated record